Molecule: messenger RNA, 1463 nt
Organism: Nipponia nippon (crested ibis)
Lineage: Eukaryota; Metazoa; Chordata; Aves; Pelecaniformes; Threskiornithidae
Gene: CHRNA1
Product: cholinergic receptor nicotinic alpha 1 subunit
Biological process (GO): monoatomic ion transmembrane transport
Cellular component (GO): postsynaptic membrane
Molecular function (GO): acetylcholine-gated monoatomic cation-selective channel activity; transmembrane signaling receptor activity
Source: RefSeq, a predicted model, not a curated record
CCCUGGCGGGAGGCUGGACAGCCCUCUGAAGAGAUCGUAAAGGCACUUUGUGCGUGCAUCCAUCUGUAUGACUGCAACAAGAAGGAACCGGGAUGAUGAAGGUCCAUCAUGUACUACUCCUCAUCUCCGCAGCUGGGCUGGCCCUGUGCUAUGAACACGAGACUCGCCUCGUCGAGGACUUGUUCAAGGACUACAACAAGGUGGUGCGCCCAGUGGAGGACCAUCGGGAUGCCGUCGUCGUCACCGUUGGGCUACAGCUCAUUCAGCUUAUUAGCGUGGAUGAAGUAAAUCAGAUUGUAACAACCAACGUACGCCUGAAACAGCAAUGGACAGACGUCAACCUCAAGUGGAAUCCAGAGGACUACGGUGGCGUGAAAAAAAUCCGCAUCCCCUCAGAUGAUAUCUGGCGGCCUGACCUUGUUCUUUACAACAACGCAGACGGUGAUUUUGCCAUUGUUAAAUACACCAAAGUCCUUCUGGAGCACACAGGCCUGAUCACCUGGACACCACCAGCUAUUUUUAAAAGUUACUGUGAAAUUAUAGUCACGCACUUCCCAUUUGACCAGCAGAACUGCAGUAUGAAGUUGGGAACUUGGACGUAUGAUGGUACAGUGGUUGUUAUUAACCCGGAGAGUGAUCGUCCAGAUCUGAGUAACUUCAUGGAGAGCGGAGAGUGGGUGAUGAAGGACUACCGCGGCUGGAAGCACUGGGUUUACUACGCUUGCUGCCCUGACACCCCCUACCUGGAUAUCACCUACCACUUCCUCAUGCAGCGCCUGCCUCUCUACUUCAUCGUGAACGUCAUCAUUCCCUGCCUGCUCUUCUCCUUUUUAACUGGGCUAGUUUUUUAUCUACCCACAGAUUCAGGUGAGAAAAUGACUCUCAGCAUCUCUGUCCUGCUGUCUUUGACUGUGUUCCUUCUGGUCAUCGUGGAGCUGAUUCCCUCCACCUCCAGCGCAGUGCCUCUGAUAGGCAAAUACAUGUUGUUUACAAUGGUGUUUGUCAUCGCUUCAAUCAUCAUCACGGUCAUCGUCAUCAACACCCACCACCGCUCCCCAAGCACUCACACCAUGCCGCACUGGGUCAGGAAGAUCUUUAUUGACACAAUCCCAAACGUCAUGUUUUUCUCUACAAUGAAACGACCUUCCAGGGAUAAACAAGACAAAAAUAUUUUUGCAGAAGACAUUGAUAUUUCUGAAAUUUCUGGGAAGCCAGGUUCUGUGCCUGUCAACUUCUACUCCCCGCUUACCAAAAAUCCAGAUGUGAAAAAUGCUAUAGAGGGAAUCAAAUACAUUGCGGAAACAAUGAAAUCAGACCAAGAAGCCAGUAACGCUGCAGAAGAAUGGAAGUUUGUUGCGAUGGUGGUUGAUCAUCUUCUCCUUGGCAUAUUUAUGCUAGUUUGUAUUAUAGGAACAUUAGCUGUAUUUGCUGGUCGCCUUAUUGAAUUAAAUCAGCAAGAAUGA